AUGUCUAGCCAAACUGAAAGAACUUUUAUUGCGGUAAAACCAGAUGGUGUCCAGAGGGGCUUAACGUCUCAGAUUUUAUCUCGUUUUGAAAAAAGAGGUUAUAAACUGGUUGCUAUUAAAUUAAUAAAAGCUGAUGACAAACUACUGGAGCAACAUUACGCAGAGCACGUUGGUAAACCAUUCUUCCCAAAGAUGGUAUCCUUCAUGAAAUCUGGCCCUAUUUUGGCCACGGUCUGGGAGGGUAAGGAUGUAGUUAAGCAAGGAAGAACCAUUCUUGGUGCUACUAAUCCUUUGGCCAGUGCGCCAGGCACCAUUAGAGGUGAUUUUGGCAUUGACCUAGGCAGAAACGUCUGUCACGGUAGUGAUUCUGUUGAAAGCGCCGAACGGGAAAUCAACCUGUGGUUCAAGAAGGAAGAAUUAAUUGAUUGGGAAUCUAAUCAAGCCAAGUGGAUCUAUGAAUGA
Messenger RNA from Saccharomyces paradoxus, 462 nucleotides. It is a transcript of the gene YNK1, whose product is annotated as nucleoside diphosphate kinase. The transcript has a single exon. NCBI's taxonomy places the organism in Eukaryota, Fungi, Ascomycota, Saccharomycetes, Saccharomycetales, Saccharomycetaceae. Gene Ontology annotation, biological process: UTP biosynthetic process; CTP biosynthetic process; GTP biosynthetic process. Gene Ontology annotation, molecular function: nucleoside diphosphate kinase activity. The record is from RefSeq and is a predicted model, not a curated record. The coding region runs from base 1 to 462 and encodes 153 amino acids.